Molecule: messenger RNA, 1379 nt
Organism: Plasmodium cynomolgi strain B
Lineage: Eukaryota; Apicomplexa; Aconoidasida; Haemosporida; Plasmodiidae
Exons: 2
Source: RefSeq, a predicted model, not a curated record
AAAUCGGCAAAAAAAAAAAAAAGGACGUGACACGAACAGGUGAAGAAGAACAAAAGGUGAACUUUUUGAGCCCCCUGAAAAAUGACAACUCGGGAAAUAACAAACUACCCCCUACCGAGGGGAACAACCAGCUCGACGAGACACACAAGCGAAGCAGGGAACGAAAAAAUCACCAACUGAAGAAGAAACUGGUUUCCAAAAAUUCGAGUCUAUAUAGCAAGGCAACGACGUCCCUCUUGGACUACAUCAAAUUUCUGAGAAGUCGGACCAAGGAAAGGGGAAAAGACAGGAGAGGCAGAAUUUCUCUCCGCAAGGGGAGGGCAAAAGUGGAGGAGGAAAAGAACAAUACAACCGCCGAUAUGAAGAAGAGAACGAGGAUCUCCACUCGCAUUGCGACCCGGAUCGCUUCUAAAGCGGUUACUCAAAAGGAUUCCCAAAAGGCUUCCCAAACGGCUCCCCAAACGGCUCCCCAAACGGCUGUCCAAAGGGUUUCCCAAAUGGCCGCCGCGACAGCACGGAAGUCAUACGAUCUGCAUCUCGUGCUUUCCUUUUCCAACCAACCGAACGAAGAAGAAAUCUUCACACGGUUGCUACAUAACGAGCUCAAAUUUACCGAUGUGCUAUACCUACGGAACAUGUUCAAGCAAAAUGAGAAUGGAGAAAAAACCAUAGCAUCGUGCAACUGUGUAAUCGUGUCGCAAAAAAAAUUACUCCUUUUACAUGAGCAGAAUAAGAUGAUACCAAAUUAUGCAUACAGAAAUUUAAAGCUACACGAACUGUUGCCUCAAAAUAAGGAUCACAUAAAACUGGUUGACCAUCUCUCGUUAGCUAAUUGCUUGCCAGAUAUUUCAUUUUGCUUUUACAUGUCCCACGAGCUCAUGCAUACGUACCUAUGGGUCUCACACUUUGACACAUCUGUGCAUUUUGAGAAAAUACAAAAGAUUGUAAAGGUGCUGCAUUCGAGAUCUUUUCAUGUAGGGAGUAAGAACAACCGUGGCGAUAAGUUCCACAAAAGUUUAGCUUAUUAUUUGUCUCCCGAGUUGGAGGAAGCCCUGUGCGUGUUCGCGUCCGUUCAGUUUAUGCAUCAUUUGAGGGAGAUUAACGCAGGAGGGUGCGAAAGUGGGCAUUCUUAUAAUCUCGAAGGUGAAGGUAUCCAUGAGUGCGAACGAGAAUUGAUAAACUACUACAUCAGGACAUGCGAGCGAGGGGUAUCCCCCAUGUAUGGCAAAAACUACCGAGAGCUAAAAAGAAUUAUGAAGAAUUAUACGCUGGGGGAUAUUCUGCACAUCAUUGGCGAUAUAAAGCGCGCACGCUUUUACCCGGUGGUAACUCUGCGAUUACUGCGUGCUGUGAUUUCCUCUAUCCGUGUUGUAAGUUAA